Molecule: messenger RNA, 1306 nt
Organism: Nelumbo nucifera (sacred lotus)
Lineage: Eukaryota; Viridiplantae; Streptophyta; Magnoliopsida; Proteales; Nelumbonaceae
Product: Ribosomal protein L9/RNase H1
Biological process (GO): translation
Cellular component (GO): ribosome
Molecular function (GO): structural constituent of ribosome
Source: RefSeq, a predicted model, not a curated record
GCUUUUAAAACCUUGAUAUUGGCAAAGGUUUGCUCUCCACUGCGAGGUUUGUUUCACACACCGUCGAACUCCAACCUACCAUAGCUGCUUAACAAAAAAGAAAUAUAAACAACUUCGAAUAGGGCAGACUCUGUUUAUUCUCUUUUUCUUCAUACUUGAAGCAAUAACCACGUGCACAAAUUGACAAGUGGUUUUAGACAUUUUUGAAAGAGAAGGAUGGCUCACUUUCAAUGUGGUAGAAAUAUCCUGCGCCAGAUCGUUAAGGAUAAAAGUCUUCAUAGUUUUGAUAUUAUAACUCACCCAUUAUUGUUCACUAGUCAAGGACUCAGAUACAGAAAGUUGGAAAUAAUUCUUACAACAAGCAUAGAGAAGCUUGGCAAGGCUGGUGAAAUGGUGAAGGUUGCUCCUGGAUAUUUUCGCAACCACCUGAUGCCUAAGUUGCUUGCUGUCCCAAAUAUUGAUAAGUACGCUUAUCUCAUCCGUGAACAGCGAAAGAUUUACCAACCUGAGGAAGUAGAAACCGUUACAGUAGUUCCGAAGACCAAGGAGGAUAAAAUGAAGGAAUAUCAAACUGCGGCAAAGCGUCUAGAUAAUGCUCGCUUGUCCUUGAGGAGGCUCAUCAAGGUUGGUAAUGAAUUGCGUUCACCUGUGACAAAAGAUGAGCUUGUUUCUGAGGUGGCAAGGCAACUUUGUGUAAGCGUCCAGCCUGAGAACCUGCAUCUUCCAUCUCCACUAUCUUCCUUGGGAGAGUUUGAGGUGCCACUUCGUUUUCCAAGGUCAAUUCCCCUGCCCGAGGGAAAGGUUCUAUGGACCCUCAACGUUAAAAUUCGUAGAAAAUGAAGUGGAGGGGAGAGAGUACCAUUUUCGAGUUUUGGUAAUGACAUUUUCAUGGUUAUUAAAUUUUCGUCAAGUUAGCUGUCGUCGUAAUUUCUGAGAAAUAACUUGAAGUCUUGAACCUAAAGCUGCUUGAUUGGAGUUAGGCUGGUACUUGGUAGUAUGCACUAUGCUGGAAAUUCCCAUACGACGCUGCAGCUGUUCCUAAGAAUUAUAAAAAGCUCCAGUUUGUAUUUGGGAAUCGAUUGAAAAGAACAAAUUCCCUGAUGCAUUGAUCCGGUAGGAACGUCAGAAGAAAAUCACAAAAAUUUUCUUCAUUUCUUCACGGCAGCAGCUCAACUUUUAGCUAUUGCCUUUGCCUUCUUGUACAUUGUGAUUGAAUUUUAUUCACUUAAGAUUUACAUGAUAAAAACAUGAAGAGGGAUGGGUAGUACUUUCUAGCCAGAAUUAGAUUGCUCUUUCCCAUUUUUAA